UGUAGAAAAUGGUAAAAAUAAAAACCCUUGAAUGAGUAGGUGUCUAAACUUUUGACUGGUACUGUAUAUAUUUAUCUAGAGAGUACAAGCGUUGAGUAUAUGUGCUUAACACAUGCAGACAGAGAUUUUGUGCUGAAACUAGACUGUCUGGAUUGUAUCAGAUUGACUUUAUGCUUUUUAAAGAAAAAUGUAUACUGGUGCUCUUUCAACCACACAAACAGAUUUCAGAAAAUGUUCUGGGUGCAUCCAAAAACCAAAUGUCAUCUCAUUUCUGCUGCUUGUCCUGGGAUAUGUCUUAAAACUGCCUCCUUCCCAUAGCGUGAGCAUAUUACAUCUAUUUGUGAUUACAAGUUAAUUGUUCCAAUAUAACUGGUAGUAGAAUAACUAGUAGGUAUUAUGUGAUUUUGCAACAAUCAGGCUUCCUUUUGAUCUGAUUGGCAAAUGAGUAUUUACUAAUUGAGGAUGUGAAGCAGCAGGACAUUCAUUUCUCUUCAUUGUUUUGUUCGUUUCACCUAUUCCCUCAAUGAAAAAUUACUCAUCAAAGCAUUAGUCACAAUGUGGCCCGGUAGGCAAGUGCUUUGUAACCAGGAAUGUGUAUAUCAACCCUUCUGUUCAAGUAAAGUGAGGACAAUGAUUUGUUCAUGUCAGACAUGAACAAAAAAGCGAAUUCCAUUGUUAACAGCGCUGACGGGCCUUUUUGUAAUUAUUGUUGUUUAAUUUUUUUUCUUGGUGUUUGAUAUAAUCGCAGUUGGUAUCAAUUAUGCUUUUAUUAUGACAAGAUUCAGAUCAAGUUUUAAUACUCUUAAACAGACAGUGCGGUGCUCUCCUACACUUAAAAUGAGGGAAAAUGCAGCUAUUGAUUAAUACACUUCUGUUGUGCUAGAGGAGGGGAAAGGUUUAAACUUCAACACAGGCUAUUUAAUCAGAAAAUAUACUUCCUAGUUGGCUGGAGUGGCAAUGUGUGUGUGUGGGAGUGAGAAUAGUAUUGGGUAGUGAAUAUUGUUACUUCAGGUUUCAACAAACUUUUACAACAUGCCCCGUUUCUAAUAUGUCCACUUAAGAACUACGCCUAAGAUCUCUCUGGCAAAUAUGGAUGAAUUAUAUUGAAGUCAUAUAGUGCUCUAUACAUUUUCUCAAUGCAUUACUUUACAGUUAAGACUUUUCCACAUACCAAGACUGAAUCCUGCCAAGUCUCUCUCAGGAACUUAUCAGAUAUCUUGAAACGCUAUAACACUUUGAAUAUUGUAUGUCCCACUUAACUUUAAACUGGGACUUAUGUUUCUCCCUUUCUCAGGACCAGGGACCGCAUUUAUAUUUUGAUGUACGGUAACUUAAAUUGAUAUUGGUGCUUUGAGUUGACAAACUGCCUUAGAUGUAUGUUUGUCUCCUCAAUUUCUCACUGUCACACACAUCCAGCCACACCAGCAAAAGACUGCAGGUUUGUUCGACUAGUCUGAAGAUGUCGUGGAAAAGCCUCAUCUCUUCCUACUCUCUCACACAUGUCUCAAUCCCUCUCCUCUUUCUCAAAAUGAAAUGUCCUUUGACCUUCAGUGUUGUGAUCCUUACAUAGGAGAACGCUGUGUAGUUGAAGGAAUUAAUUUAACUCUCUCAGUAAAGCCAGGGCAGGUUUGAGGUGCAAUAGGCAAACCUACGUUCCAAAACACCCUGGGUUGUCAUGGAAACUCUUGGUGUUGGUGCUUUUAUCUUAAAUAUGAUUAAUGACAAAUUGAAAUUUGUUUAGCUUUUUAUGAUUAAUAAAAUGUUUUCUUAUAAAGUGUUUCAUUUGCGUCUCUGCUUAUUGGUGAUAUUAUGCAUAUUAAAAAAAUGCUUUUCUUUGUUUUUUCCCAAGUUUUUUUAGGCUUUAAACUGAAGGAGCCCGACAAUGACGCUAUGUAGGUGUGGGAUUAGUUCAUUAUUUUUCUACUAUUAGAGUAGUACGUUCUGUACAAAGCUAGGCUUAUCGGUUUGCCCAACAAUGGACAGUAGUGUUUUGAGAAAUUGCUCUUCAUUUCUGUCUGUAGUGGGGAAUGCACAUUUCAGAAAGAAAUGUCCACAAUUGGGGAAAUAAUGUACUGCUUUACCAUUUUCUGUAGGCCUAGUAAAUAAAAGCAACAUUUGAUGUAAUGUUCUGGGAUUACUCUGAAAUACACAUUGUUAAAUAGUGUUUUGCAUUAUUACGUGUUUUUUCAAGCCGUUAAAUUAUUGUUUUUGUCAUUUUGUUUGUGGAUUUGUGAAUCCCUGCAGGAAUUUGUGAAUUAACCUUGGUUUUAUCACUUGGCCCGGUUGACCACCAAGCAGGACAGACUCAACUCAAUGACCUUGGUCGUCUGCAAAAUAAGGCUGCAGCUGUGGAAUUUGUCAUUGAGGCCCUUCUCAACCCCAGAGGUCUCAACAGCAGCAUCUCAUGGUCUGGCCAUCAGAGAUCCUUUAAUCGGUCAGACAUAAAGAGCGCUCCUAUUUAGCACACACACUUGUAUUCUAUCUGGCAUGUAGCACAUCCAUACUCCACCCCACUGUCCUUAGAAUAACUGCUGAGAAGACUUUUGAAUGCAAAUGUGUCUAAUCUAUCAUCCAAUUACAGUCACCUUUAAAAGCAGCCACUUGUGAGGCAAUUCAAUGAACAUUCCAAUAUCUGUUUGUGCAUUGCUAGAAAAAACAUUGUGUAGAAAAACUAAGAAAAGGCAGGAGGUUGAAACGAUAGGAUAGUGUUUAGAGUCGGCCAGUUGUCAAUGAAAGGCCUUUAGAAAUGUGAUUACAUUCAUGUUUUUCUGUCUCCAAGCGUCCUUAUCUUAGGUGUUUGUCAGUCCCCAGUCUAUCCUCACCCACAGGGAGGGCAGGUGUCAAUCUGCAACACACACAAUGCUCCGUAGUCUUGCUUCCUUUCCAUAGUUUUCUCAGCCCACCAUAGUAUUCACAGAAUUGGGUGGCAGGUAGCCUAGCGGUUAGUGUUGGGCCAGUAACCGAAAGAUUGCUUCUUUGAAUACCUGCGCCGACAAGGGGAAAACUCUGUCGGUUUGCAGUUGAGCAAGGCACUUAACCCUAAUUUGCCCCAGGGGGGCCGUACUACUAUGGCUGACCCUGUAAAACAACCCAUUUCACUGCACCUAUCCAGGUGUCUGACAGAACAUUUACUUUAGCAUACUGUUCCUCAACAUGUUGAGGAAACAAUGUUUCCCCCAUCUUUCAAUGGACACAUCACAUGGUAUUGAGGAAGUGUACUACACAAAACCCUUCUCCCUUGCUAAACCAAGUGUUUGAUCCAGACAUGACGGGCUGCCAUGAGGCUGUGGUGCGCAUUCUGCCUGAUACUGAUGAGUGUCCCCACACUGGACAGCCAUAUUUUGGAAGUACACCAGCUCAUGUAGAGGUAGUUGAGAAUAUCCUUUCAGCAAUUUGAAGUUUAGGUCCAGGAAAGCGAGCUGAGAGGAUUUGACUUGGUUUUGGAGUUUGCUCACACUGAUGGUGCUCAAAUCUAGCUGAAGAAGCCAACAAAGAGAAACAUGGGAUACAUGUUUGGCACCCAACCAGAUAUGGAUCUGAUUCUGAAUGAAAUGGGAUGUUAUGUCUUGUCUACUCUCCGCCUUCCCUCCAAGAUCAAGUUCAUACUGCUCCUUGCCUUUAGAAACCUUAGAACAGUAGCCUUAAGCGCCAUCACUUUCACCAGUCAAUCUACAGCCUUACAGGUUAGAACUCAUUACCUACUCAUUUACAACAUUACUGAACUUCUUGUCUUUUACAUUUUAGAAGUCUCUUGUCUUACCAUAGACCAUUUAAAGACUGGUGUAAUGCUGUUGGUAUCGGACUGACCACCUUUCCCCAUUUCAGACAGGAUGAGGAACUGUGUUCUCUUAAAAUACAUACUAACAGGAAAGCUAUCAGAGGGCAAAGGUCACCUGAAAUGGCGAAUCAAUGUUGACACAAAAACACCAGAUACAGGUAAGAAGAACACUUCAUCUUGUACAGCUUAUCGUGUUCCAAGUUACAUGCUGAUGGAAGGAAAGCAUAUUAUAAAGCUUAUUUACCCUUCUCAGGGCUAAAGUUGUCUGAACUACAAGGUAUCAUGAUUGGUGAAGGAGCAAGAAGUGAUGUCAGUGUCAUUCCCCUGGUGCUUUUCUCAAUGGCUGAAGGAUUUAAUGAAAGGGCAGUUGGCUGGCUUUUUUUUUAAUAUAUAUAUUUUUCUUAUUUUAAGUAAUUGAUUCUUAAAUUUGUGUAAUUGUCCUUCUCCCAGUGACAAGCCAAAGUCCCUCCCCUGCUUCCUCCAGGACCUAUGCUUUUCUGUGUGAGCUGCAGGAGUUCCUCAGUGCUGUCCAGCCACCACAGAUGCAGUCACAACCACGGGCUGCUCCGGUCCCGCUGUAUACCUUGCAUUAUCUCCCCACCCUGUCCCUUGGGGUGUCGUCCAGUGAGACCGUCCUGGCCGGGCUGCUCAACUCCUCAGCUCUCACGCUGUUCUCCUUUCCCACACUGGGCUCUGUUCCAGGGGCAUCACAGGGAGCUGGCCCUGCGGCCUGCCCUGCUGGAGGUGCUCAGGCAGAGGCUGGAGGAGGUUGUGAUCCAGAUGAGGACGGAGGAGGUGGGCAGGGAUGCACGAGCUGUGGAGGCUCCGGGAACUAUGUUCUUCCCAAAGAAGGUGUGGAGAGGGAGCAGCAGGCCAGGAGGGCCCAGGGAAGGGACACCUGUGUCGGCUGCACAGCCUCACCGUGUCCCUGGAGAAAUUCCGGCUGGCUCAUCUACAACUACCAGGGAGUCUGCCGCUUUCCCCUGACCAACGGUAACAACCAGGUCCUCCUUCUGAACAGCCAGGUCCAGAGGGGCCCUGGAGCGCUCACCUUUUGUGUGCCUAUAGACAAUGAGGACCUCAAGGUGGUGGAGUUGGAUCAGGGUGGAACCAAGAUCUCCAUCAAACCCAACAUGGUGGCCAAGGAGUGUGGUUGCCACUGUUUCCUCCAUGUGGUCCAAUGACCGUAAUAAUGGCUAGGGCCAGGCCAACUGAAUGGGUGGACCAUUACUCAUAAGUCAAUUUUGUUUAAUGUAAAUACAUCACCACAUCUAAUUCUCCAUUUGUGCUCAAUCAUGUUCUGCCAAAUAUUAGCUGAUUUUACAUUUUAAUACACUUUUUGUUACUCGUCAAUUUCAAACUCAAUGGCACAAUGCAUAUAUUGGAUCUUUCAAAUACCAUUUGAUAAUUAUCAAUUUGCAUCCAAUGAAAAGGCAUAUUAAAGGCAAAAAUAAUAUUUAUUUGAAUAUGAGAUGGGAACCAGCAUCUCAAGGUCCUGGAGUGGCCUAGCCAGUCUCC
This is a messenger RNA of Salvelinus sp. IW2-2015, 5296 nucleotides long. RefSeq lists its product as uncharacterized. Gene Ontology annotation, biological process: gonad development. Lineage: Eukaryota; Metazoa; Chordata; Actinopteri; Salmoniformes; Salmonidae. Gene Ontology annotation, molecular function: growth factor activity. The record is from RefSeq and is a predicted model, not a curated record.